AUGCAGUUUGCAAUCUGGCUGGUUGGACUAAUGUGUCAUCUCUCAGCACUCGUCUGGAAUUCACUGGAAUAUCGAUUGCACCCCAAGCAAGAACGCUUCAUCAAACAGUUGUCAUCGUACGAAAUUAUCACGCCGCUACGUAUAAAUGACUUUGGAGAAACUUUUCCACACACUCUGCACUACAAGAGAAAACGGAGGAGCGUGGAUGCUGAUUUUUCGGGUUUACGGGCGCACUACAGAAUUGAUGCUUUUGGACAGCGCUUUCACCUCAAUUUAACCGCUGAUUCCGGGUUCAUUGCCCCAACCUACACAGUAACACACUUAGGAGCAGCAUACAGCAACGCAACGGACUCUCAGCAAGACGGCACUGAUAUGAGGCACUGCUUUUUCAGUGGUCAUGUCAACGCUAAAAGUGAAUUUCCGGCAGUCUUCAGUCUAUGCACUGGCCUUAUUGGAACAUUUAAGACCCACAGCGGCGAAUAUUUUUUAGAGCCGCUGAUGAAGUCAGACGGCGAGGAGUAUGAGGACGAACACAGCAAACCUCACCUAAUGUACCGGCACGAGAGGAAGGAGCACAGUCCUCCAGGCAACCACACUGAGCCCUGUGCAGCCACAGAUAAGCAUUUCAAAAAUCAAAUAAUUCUUCAGAGCAAUAGAAGUAUCGAAGAAGAACUGAAUUCCAUACGGGAAACAAUGGAUUUUCACCACGCAGGAGGGUAUUCUUCAGAUCUUCAUAACAAAUCCCACUCACGACAGAAGAGGUUUCUGUCUUAUCCGCGGUUCGUGGAACUGAUGGUGACCGCAGACGCCAAGAUGGUCAGGCACCAUGGACGCAAUCUAGAGCACUACAUCCUAACAAUCAUGUCAGUAGUGGCUGCUGUCUACAGAGACCCCAGUGUAGGGAACCUGAUCAAUAUUGUGAUUGUUAAAUUAGUUAUUAUCCACAAUGAACAGGAUGGACCGUCCAUCAGUUUUAAUGCUGCUACUACCCUCCACAACUUCUGUGUGUGGCAACAGAGUCAGAAUGUCCAGGACGACAGUCACCCAUCCCACCACGACACAGCACUCCUCAUAACCAGGGAAGAUAUCUGCAGGGCUAAAGACAAGUGUGAUACAUUGGGUCUGGCGGAGCUGGGAACAAUGUGUGACCCAUACCGGAGCUGCUCCAUCAGCGAGGAGAACGGCCUGAGUGCCUCCUUCACCAUCGCUCAUGAGCUGGGUCAUGUGUUCAACAUGCCACACGAUGACAACCUCAAGUGCAAGGAGUCCGGGAUGAAGCACCAGUACCACGUCAUGGCACCCACGCUCAACUAUGACACCAGCCCCUGGUCAUGGUCCAAGUGCAGCCGCAAGUACAUCACUGAAUUUCUUGACACUGGGUAUGGGGAGUGCCUCCUGGAUGAGCCUGUCAGCAGGACCUACGACCUCCCUGUCCAGCUCCCUGGCCAGCUCUACAACGCCAACAGGCAGUGUGAGCUCAUGUUCGGACCUGGGUCCCAGGUCUGCCCAUACAUGAAACAGUGCAAGCGCCUGUGGUGCACAAGUGCAGAGGGGGACCACAAAGGCUGUCGCACGCAGCACAUGCCUCUUGCCGAUGGGACCGACUGCGGGCAUGGAAUGCACUGCAGGCAUGGGAUGUGUGUGAACAAGGAGGCGGAGAUGAAACCAGUCCAUGGAGAGUGGGGCCCCUGGGGGCCCUACAGCGCCUGCUCCAGAUCCUGUGGAGGAGGCACCAGAAGCACAGCCAGAGACUGCAACAAACCUGAGCCGACAAAUGGAGGGAGAUUUUGUGUGGGUCGGAGAAUGAAGUUCAGAUCGUGCAACACGGAGCCGUGUCCGCGGGGUCGGCGAGACUUCCGGGAGGAGCAGUGCUCUCAGUUUGAUGGAAAACAUUUCAACAUCAACGGUCUACCUCCCACUGUCCGAUGGGUUCCCAAGUACAGUGGAAUUCUGAUGAAGGAUCGGUGCAAGCUUUUCUGCAGAGUCGCCGGGACGACGGCGUACUAUCAGCUGAAGGACCGCGUCAUUGACGGCACGCAGUGUGGCCCGGACACUGACGACAUCUGUGUUCAAGGCCUGUGCAGGCAAGCGGGGUGUGACCACGUGCUGAACUCCAAGGCGAGGAACGACAAGUGUGGAGUCUGUGGCGGGGACAACUCCUCCUGCAAAACUCUCGCUGGGACCUUCAAUAACGCUCAGUAUGGUUACAAUGUUGUUGUAAGAAUCCCUGCAGGAGCGACCAACAUCGACAUUAAACAAGUGAGCUACUCUGGAAAACCAGAGGACGACAACUACCUCGCAUUGUCCGAUAGCCAGUCUAAUUUUCUCCUGAAUGGGAACUUUGUGGUGGCCAUGUUCAAAAGGGAAAUCACUUUCAAGGGAACGGUCAUUGAAUACAGUGGGUCAGACACCAAAGAAGAGCGCAUCAAUUGCACUGAGAGGAUCGAUGGCGAGCUUGUUGUUCAGGUCUUAUGUGUAGGCAACCUGUACAACCCUGACGUGCGCUACUCCUUCAACAUCCCCAUCGAGGAGCACAAGGAGCAGUUUGUCUGGGACCCCUCUGGGGCCUGGCUGGAGUGCAGCAGAAUGUGUCAAGGUGAGCGAAGGCGCAAGGCCGUGUGCGUGCGGAAGAGCGACCACCUGGUGGUGUCCGACCAGCGCUGCGAGCACCUUCUGCGUCCCAGCGGGGCCUCCGAGCCGUGCAACGGCGACUGCGAGCUGAGGUGGCACGUGGCUGGGAAGAGUGAGUGCUCGGCGAAGUGCGGGCCGGGCUACAGGACCCAGGACGUCCAGUGCAUGAAGUACAGCCUGGCGAAGAGGCAGAGUGAGCGCGUGGACAGCCGGUCUUGCAGCGACCUGCCUAAGCCGCCGGUCCGAGAGCCCUGCCAUGGAGACUGCCUGUUGAAAAGCUGGCACUACAGUGCCUGGUCCCAGUGCUCCAAGACUUGUGGCCGGGGUGCCAGGACCAGAGAAGCCUACUGCAUGAACAACCUGGGCCGUCGGCUGGCAGACCGAGAGUGUGCUGAGUACCAGCGAGUGGUGACCGAGAGCUGCAAUAACGUAGCUUGUCCAGACUGGUCAGCCAGCGAGUGGAGCGAGUGCCUGGUGACUUGUGGGAAGGGUGUGCGACACCGCCAGGUGUUCUGUCACCUGAACCAAGAGAAGCUGAGCGAGCAUUUCUGUGACCCCGACAGCAAGCCACCAGCAGUGGAGAGCUGCCAGCUUCCGGAGUGCGCCUCGUGGCAGGUCGGGGUCUGGGGGAUGUGUGCUGUGACCUGUGGCCAUGGCUACCGGAUGCGCGCUGUGAGGUGUGUGUCCGGAGCGUAUGGGGAGACCCUAGACGACCGGGAGUGCAACGCAGCUGCCAGGCCCAGGGACAGCCAGGAGUGUGAGCUGCCCGCCUGCCCCCGGGCACCCCCCGCCCACAGCACUGCCAAACCCGAUGUCCAGGGCCAGUUCAUCACUCAGUGGCGAUUCGGCUCCUGGACGACGUGCUCCGUGUCCUGCGGGAAGGGGAAGAGGGCUCGCUAUGUCAGCUGCCGGGACUCCCAGGGAGGGGUGGCGGACGAGUCCUACUGCGCGCACCUCCCCCGUCCCCCAGAAUCCUCAGCGUGCUUCAGUCCCUGCGGACAGUGGCGUGCAGGGGAGUGGUCUCCCUGCUCGGCAACCUGUGGUCUGGGGAGGUCGACCAGGCAGGUAGCGUGCAGUAACUACCACCACCAGGUGGAGGAGGGCUUCUGCGACCCAGACGAGCGGCCCACCACCGAGCAAGAGUGCAGCGCCCCGCCCUGCCCCUCUGUGUACCACCUUAGGCCCAACGAUCACCCCCGCGUCGCCCACGCGGACUACCCCCACAACCCCAGCUCCCACCCCGGCCACAGCACCUGGAACGUCCCGUCCGCAGACAACCAGUGGAGGACGGGGCCCUGGGGAGCAUGCUCCAGCACCUGUGCAGGGGGCUUCCAGCGCAGAGUGGUGGUGUGCCAGGACACCGAGGGCCGCACCACCAACCACUGCGAGGAGAGGCUGAAGCCGGCCGAGUCCAAGAGCUGCGACUCGGGGCCGUGUCCACACUGGAACUACGGGAUCUGGGGAGAGUGCACCCAGACGUGUGGUGGUGGGAGGAGAACCAGGCUUGUCGUUUGCCAGCGGUCAAACGGCCAAAGAUUAAAUGACCACAACUGUGACAUUUUGGACAAGCCGCUGGACAUGGAGCAAUGUAACAUGCAGCCCUGUCCAGGUAGUGUUUCAUGGCACAGACGACCAUGGAAACCGUGUUCCGUGAGCUGUGGGAAGGGAACGAAGCAACGUGACAUCGUCUGCGUGGACGAAAACCAAACCCAAAUAGAGGAGGAGCGCUGCAGGCUUCUGUCAAGGCCCCGGACGCAGAAGGCCUGCAGGGCCAAGAGGUGCCCCAGCUGGAAGGCCAACAGGUGGAGGGAGUGCUCGGUGACCUGCGGGAUUGGGGUACAGGAGAGAGAGGUAUACUGCAGGCUGAAUGGGGCGGGACGGAUCAGCCAGGAGCUGUGCAACCCCCUCACGCGUCCCGCCAGCACCCAGCCGUGCCUCUUCCCCACCUGCCGUCAUCAUGUGUGGGUCGCAGAUGAGUGGCAAGACUGCAAUGCCACCUGUGGGGAUGGAGUGAGGAACAGAUGGGUGAUGUGUGCCGAUGAGGCCAUGAGCCCAGCCCAGGAGAGCCUCUGCGACCCGUCCUCCAGACCUGUGCAAUCCCAGCCUUGCAGACGCGCUCCCUGCCAGUAUGUGUGGAUGACUGGGGACUGGUCACAGUGUUCAGCGAGCUGUGGUCCAGGCUACCAGCAGCGUAUGAUCUACUGCUCUGAGGUACACUCCUCUCAGGACCCCAGGUCCUACAGCCCCCAGGCUUCGCCCCACGCUGACUGUCCCAAACCACACCCUCCAGACACCAGGCAGUGCUGGCUCAGGGAGUGCCCACCCACGGCCUACUGGAAGGUUGGCCCAUGGAGCAAGUGCUCUCAGACGUGCGGUGCUGGUGUGAUGGAGAGAAGAGUGGAGUGUCUCACCUCUAAGGACCUGCCCUCCAAGAGUUGCCGUCCAAUCGACAGGCCAGAAUCCAGGGCUGCCUGCCGAGAGAGGGAGUGUGAAUUGUUCUCUACCUGUAGAGAGAUUCAAGUGAAAGAAGGUGUGAGAAAAGAUGGCGAAUACUAUCUCAGAAUAAAAUCCAGAAUUCUUCAGAUAUACUGUGCUGAAAUGCAGUCUGAUUAUCCAAAGGAGUAUGUGACCUUGCGAAGUGGUCAAAUAGACAACUUCUCUGAGGUUUAUGGAUACAGGCUACAGAACCCAUUUGAAUGUCCCUUCAAUGGGAGCAGAAGACAGGACUGUGUCUGCAGAGAUGACUAUCCAGCCGCUGGAUACACACUCUUCCAUAAAAUUCGGCUGGAUGUCAGUUCCAUGCGAAUAAUCACCACAGACCUGCUGUUCACCCAGACGCUGCUGGGCCGGGCUGUGCCAUUCGCCACUGCGGGAGACUGCUACAGCACAGCCAAGUGCCCUCAGGGCCAGUUCAGCAUCAACCUCACAGGGACCGGACUGAAGGUCGCAGAGUCCACUAAAUGGAUCUCACAGGGUAACUACGUCACUGUCAAAGUGCACAGAUCAGAGGAUGGGACCAGAAUUUAUGGGCGCUGUGGCGGCUUCUGUGGAAAGUGUAGUCCACAGUCUAACUCUGGGCUGCUUGUCCAAGUACAGUGAAUAGGAGGGCCAGGAGAGCCAAACCCAACCACAAACAACGGAAUAAUUCUAUCGAGGAGCCAAUACAAUGCACCCACAAAGACUCA
Messenger RNA from Megalops cyprinoides (Indo-Pacific tarpon), 5816 nucleotides. Its product is annotated as A disintegrin and metalloproteinase with thrombospondin motifs 20-like. Lineage: Eukaryota; Metazoa; Chordata; Actinopteri; Elopiformes; Megalopidae. Gene Ontology annotation, biological process: proteolysis; extracellular matrix organization. Gene Ontology annotation, molecular function: metalloendopeptidase activity; zinc ion binding. The coding region runs from base 1 to 5730 and encodes 1909 amino acids. The transcript has 39 exons. Gene Ontology annotation, cellular component: extracellular matrix. The record is from RefSeq and is a predicted model, not a curated record.